Messenger RNA from Ornithorhynchus anatinus (platypus), 828 nucleotides. RefSeq names its product vomeronasal 1 receptor ornAnaV1R3188. The transcript has a single exon. Gene Ontology annotation, molecular function: pheromone receptor activity. NCBI's taxonomy places the organism in Eukaryota, Metazoa, Chordata, Mammalia, Monotremata, Ornithorhynchidae. Gene Ontology annotation, biological process: G protein-coupled receptor signaling pathway. Gene Ontology annotation, cellular component: membrane. The record is from RefSeq and is marked inferred. Bases 1 to 828 code for a protein of 275 amino acids.
AUGAUGCUUCUCAGCAAGGGAAUUCCAGAGGUCAUGGAGUCUUGGAGGAUGAACAACUUCCUGGAUACUGUUGGCUGCAAAAUCCUCCUUUACUGUUCCUGCUUUGGCUGGAGUCAGUCCAUCUGCACAACCAGCUUCCUGAGCACCUUUCAAGCUGUCACCAUCAGUCCCAGCAACUCUCAGUGGGCCCGGCUCAAAGACAAAGCACCAAGAUCUAUUGCACUCUCUUUUCUUCUCUUCUGGGUCCUCAGUUUGUUCCUGGAUAUUACAGCACUGAUGUACAUAACCGAUCCUCAAAACCAGACCAGCGUUCGAAAAAUAUUUGAUUUAAAAUAUUGCUCAUCAGUUAGCGUUAGUGCAGGAAUCACUGUGAUAAAUUCUGCUAUAUUCACUCUCCGGGAUUUGCUCUUUAUAGGGAUCAUGAGCGGGGCCAGCUUCUACGUGGUGUUUCUCCUGCCCAGCCAUCACAGUUUAGUCUGGCACCUGCAUAUAUCCAACCACUCCCCUAGAACGAUGCCCGAGGUCAGAGCAGCCAAGUGUGUCAUUUCCUUGGUCACUCUCUAUGUCAUCCUGUAUGGAAGCAACACAAUCACUUUGAACGUUUUAUUAAACACCAAGGCAGAAUCUCCCCUUUUAUUGAAUAUCCACACAGUUUUGUCCUUCUUAUUCGCUGCCAUAAGUCCACUGCCGAUUAUCAACAGCAAAAGGACACUUUGGCAGGGAAGAUUCUCACAGGGGAAAGAGAAAUCCCCACUUUCUGCAUCAACUCAGCAUCGGCUGCAGCAGAGCCCUGUGCAACUUGGGGGGAAGCAUAGAGGAGAGACCUAG